Exophiala spinifera is the source of this 774-nucleotide messenger RNA. Its product is annotated as 40S ribosomal protein S1. The coding region runs from base 1 to 774 and encodes 257 amino acids. Gene Ontology annotation, biological process: translation. NCBI's taxonomy places the organism in Eukaryota, Fungi, Ascomycota, Eurotiomycetes, Chaetothyriales, Herpotrichiellaceae. The record is from RefSeq and is a predicted model, not a curated record. Gene Ontology annotation, cellular component: ribosome; cytosol. The transcript has 3 exons. Gene Ontology annotation, molecular function: structural constituent of ribosome.
AUGGCUGUCGGCAAGAACAAGAGACUUUCCAAGGGAAAGAAGGGCCUCAAGAAGAGAGCCCAGGAUCCCUUCACACGAAAAGAUUGGUACUCGAUCAAGGCGCCAUCCACCUUCAACCAGAGAGAUGUCGGCAAGACCCUCGUAAACCGAACCACCGGUCUGAAGUCCGCCAACGACGCCCUCAAGGGCCGAAUCUUCGAGGUCAGCUUGGCCGAUCUCCAGAACGACGAAGACCACGCUUUCCGCAAGGUCAAGCUCCGAGUCGACGAGGUCCAGGGCAAGAACUGCUUGACCAACUUCCACGGUCUCGACUUCACCUCUGACAAGCUCCGAUCCCUCGUCCGCAAGUGGCAAACCCUGAUUGAGGCCAACGUCACCGUCAAGACCACUGACGACUACCUCCUCCGCCUGUUCGCCAUUGCCUUCACCAAGCGCCGACCAAACCAGAUCAAGAAGACCACAUACGCUGCCUCGUCACAAAUCCGAGCCAUCCGCAAGAAGAUGACCGAGAUCAUCCAGCGUGAAGCCACCAGCGUCACCCUCGCCCAGCUCACCGGCAAGCUCAUCCCCGAGGUCAUUGGCCGUGAGAUUGAGAAGAGCACGCAAGGAAUCUACCCUCUCCAGAACGUCCACAUCCGAAAGGUCAAGCUGCUGAAGGCACCAAAGUUCGAUCUCGGUGCCCUAUUGGGCCUGCACGGCGAGAGCACGCAGGAUGACUCCGGCCAGAAGGUCGAGCGAGAGUUCAAGGAGCCAGCACCUUUGGAGAGCGUGUAA